Messenger RNA from Chinchilla lanigera (long-tailed chinchilla), 1594 nucleotides. It is a transcript of the gene Commd9, whose product is annotated as COMM domain containing 9. The transcript is spliced from 7 exons. Bases 39 to 635 code for a protein of 198 amino acids. The record is from RefSeq and is a predicted model, not a curated record. NCBI's taxonomy places the organism in Eukaryota, Metazoa, Chordata, Mammalia, Rodentia, Chinchillidae.
GUGUUCUCCAGGAGGCGUGAUCACGUGACUCCGGGAAGAUGGCCGCCGUGACUGAGGAGCACUUCGCGGCGUUGCAGAGCCUGCUGAAGGCUUCCUCGAAGGAUGUUGUCAGGCAGCUGUGUCAAGACAGCUUUUCCAGUUCAGCCCUUGGCUCAAAAAAACUCUUGGACAUGACGUGUUCCAGCUUGUCUGUGACUCAGGAGGAGGCAGAGCGCCUGCUCCAAGCUCUGCACCGCCUCACCAGGCUGGUGACCUUCCGGGACCUGUCCUCUGCUGAAGCGAUUCUGGCUCUCUUUCCAGAAAAUUUCCACCAGAACCUCAAAAACCUGCUGACAAAAAUCAUCCUAGAGCAUGUAUCUGCUUGGAGAACUGAAGCUCAAGCAAGUCAAAUCUCUCUGCCACGCCUCGUUGACCUGGACUGGAGGGUGGAUAUCAAAACCUCCUCAGACAGCAUCAGCCGCAUGGCCAUUCCCACCUGCCUGCUCCAGAUGAAGAUCCAGGAAGAUCCCAGUCUGUGCGGGGACAAACCCUCCACCUCUGAUGUGACCGUGGAGCUGAGCAAAGAAACGCUGGACACUAUGUUAGAUGGGCUGGGCCGCAUCCGAGACCAGCUUUCUGCUGUGGCCAACAAAUGAACCGGUCAGCUGCCAGUGCCACUGCCACGUCCCGGCCGCGUGCUGUCUGUCUCCUCCCACAAGAAGGCAAGUUCAAAGUAGGCAAGAGAACCUUGCGUGUAAUUUUGGCUGUGAUUGCUCCACCUGCUAGAACUUGAAUUCCCUUCUCUUCAGAGCCCCACAAGAGCUGUAUCUGCAUCACCUCUCCGCAUCUGCUCAACGAACACCUUCCUUGGGCGAGAACCCACAGCCCUUUCCUUCUGUUGUUUGAAACUUGCUAAGACUUGCAAAUUAAAGUGCAGAUCUGAUCUCAGAGGGGGAGAAUCCCCGAGCUGAUUGGCUCCUCUUUCCUUUGAUGCUGAGCCCUUUGAUUUCUUCUACCUGCCUGCUGCCCCACCUCACUCCAUCUGCCGGCGCACUGGGACAGACCUCUGGGCCCAGCCCUCCUCCCCUGCCAUUCCUCCAUCAAAGGAAGGCAAGGUCCACCCGGAACCACCUUGGCUUCUCUGAAGCAAACACACUGUAGCAGAAAACGGAGACAGAAAUAAAGGACACAGAGGCGGGGACUGGGCUAUCCAAGGCCUGGUCUCAGAAGUCAGCUGAGAAGAUGGUUCUGAGGGCGCCUGGCCCAGUGGCUCAGAGCACUGCCAACACAGUCUUGGCCAGACUUUUCCCUGGGCAGCCAGCCGUCUCAGCCAAGCCAGAAGUCUGGAGAAAGCCCCAGGAAACUGUUUUCACGCCAGCUUUAUUUUGGACUCAUCCAGGGGUCGGGGGCAGGACUUUGAGCUGGUCCCGUAUCUUAUUUCCUUGUCUCUAUGUCUUGUCCUAGAUCUUGAAAGUCCUUGGAUAAUUUGAGAAAGAGAGAUAAUGACUAAUAUUUGUGAGCAUUUCUGCAGGCCAGAUACUGUUCUGAGCUUUUUCAUUUCUUGGAAUAUUUUGUUCACACUCAUCUGAGAAAUAAAGAUUAUUCUCACUUAAAA